Messenger RNA from Schistosoma mattheei, 3546 nucleotides. NCBI's taxonomy places the organism in Eukaryota, Metazoa, Platyhelminthes, Trematoda, Strigeidida, Schistosomatidae. The record is from the annotation of a GenBank genome assembly.
AUGCUAAAGUUAGACGAUCAUAUGACUCAUGAGUUAAAAGACACAUUUCAAGAUGUAUCUGCAUCUAGUAUUGAAAAUCGAAACUCGGCCAGUCAUUCUCGCCAAAAUCUUGCUGGUGGAUCCGGAGUUUUUGCAAAUUUCUUCGAAGAAAUGGCCGAGCCACUUUCUUACCAAUCCUCAAAUCUCAUUGAUGAAAGGCAGAGUACUAUAUCCACAGAGGACUGUAAAAUCCAAACACAGAGUAACGAGGUGAAGGAGCGCAGUUCUCCUAUGCUGCGUGAUGAGAUUAGUCCUAUGGAAGCUUUCUACGGUGAUAAUGCAGAUGAUGACCUGAAAAUUCUUGAACGAUAUCGUUUGCUCGUUAAUUCUUAUUCUGAUUCUAAACCAUGCCAAGAUGAUGAAUCUCAGCUGAGGCAGUUAUCUCAUGAUAAUACACUAAAACGUGGUGGACUACCACAUGGCGUAACAGAAUACAAUCCAACUGAUUUAAGUAGCCCGUUGUGUAUGUCAUACAUACAUAGAAGUAAACCACCUAAAGUAUUAGCCAAUCGUUUUCUGCUUGGUUCUACAAUUGGGCGAGGAAGUUAUGGAAAGGUGAAAGAUUCUAUUGAUCUGUUUACACUUCGACGUCAUGCUGUAAAAAUUAUUAGUAAACUAGGUGUACGAAAAAUUCCCGGUGGUUGGAGUCAAGCAUUACAUGAAGCUAGUUUAAUGCGAAGAUUAUCUGCUUGUCGACAUGUGGUUUCAUUAGUUGUUGUAUUACGACUAGAAAAUCCAGAUAGAUUAUGUUUAGUUAUGGAGCAUUGUCUUGGAUCAGUACAUGAUUUACAAGCUUCCGGUGUACCAUCUCAUACAGCUUUAAGUUCAGAAAAUGAAUUUGAAUUAGAUGAAUUCAAUGCUAAAUCAUCCUCUCCACGAUUAUCAUAUUUUAAACAUCAACAUGGACAAUCAUCAAAUGCUGUAUUAAAUGAAAACAUUUCAAAAGAUAAAAGAAAAAAUGUUGAUUCUUCUGAAAAGUUGAAUAAAUCUCGUCGAUUUCAUCCUAGAUUAUCAAUGGGAUCUACACAGAUCAAUCAAGAAACAGAUACAAAAUUUGAUAAGUCGAAAAGUCGUAAAACAUCAUCCAUAGAACAGCCAACAAGAAAACGUACAUCCUCUCAACAACAACAACAAUUUCGUCGACUUCCUGAAGCACAAGCGCAUGCCUACUUUUUACAAUUAAUAGACGGUUUACAUUUUCUUCAUCGUAACGGUGUUAUACAUCGUGAUAUUAAACCAGCUAAUUUAUUAUUAACACCUGCACCAGGCUGUGGUUUAAGUGGUUUUGGCAGUCCAAAUGGUACCAUGGAUUUACCAGAUCAUAAUUGGUUAUGCAGUACGGGUAGUCAAUCAGCGUUUUGUCAACGUUCAUUGGCUAAUUUAUUGGCAUUAUCACGUGGUUGGUUGGUGAAAUUAACUGAUUUUGGCGUAUCGGCAUCAAUUUCAGCAUUUAGUACAAAUGAUAUGGUUAGUGGUGGUCAAACUACACCAGCUGUACAACCUCCAGAAGUAGCCAAAGGUGUACAAUCAAUAUUUGAUGGUACUAAGUUAGAUGUAUACAGUGCUGGUGUAACACUUUAUUUCAUGCUUACUGGUCAUGUACCAUUUUCAUGUCAAAAUGUACUACAAAUAUUUGAAGCAAUUGUUAAAGGAGAUUAUACAAUACCAGGAUAUGUAUCAACCAAUGCAUCAGAUUUGAUUCGGAAAAUGAUGCAGAAAGAUCCUAAAAAACGUUUAACUUUAUUGCAAAUUCGUCAACAAACUUGGUAUAUACAAGAUCCACCAACACCAAUGUCUGUGGAGAAAAUUAAAAUGAAAUUACGCAAUGAAUUAUCACAUAAUCAACAAUUAUCAAAUAAUGAAUCACCAACACAUACAUUAAUUCAUUAUCAUAAACGACAACAUCAUCAACAACAACAACGUGGUAUAAUCUGUUGGCUUGAUCCAUUAAUUUAUCUACGUCGAUGUCAUUCUGAAUAUCCUCUACCACAUAUUGAUGAUACUGGAGCUAGAAUAUUUGAUAUAGAUGAAAUUUUCAAUAAUUCACCGAAUCAAACAUUUACUAGUAGUAAUGAGAAUGAUAUACAAACAUCUUUAUCAAAUAUGAUUAUCAGUGAUAAGGAUGAACACUUGUUUAAUAAUCAUGAUGAUAUUGCACCAAUCUCAGUGAUUGAUCGUUUAAAGGUAUUUCAUGAUUUGGAUGACUAUGAAGAGUAUAGUAGACCAGAAUAUAUGUCUAGUUUUUACUAUUCACCUGAAGCAUGUUUACAAUAUUCCAAUGUUGAAAAACAGCUGGCCAACUUAGGUAUUGGUUCACGAAUGGAACCUGAUCCGACAAUCACAAAUUACCCAUAUGUAUAUAAUAAUCUUUCAAUGAAUUAUUUACACUCUGCUAGCCCUAUUCAUUUAACAGAAGAAACUAGUCUUCGGUCUGGAAAUAUUUGUCAUCCGAUUGACAACGUUCCUGAUAAUGUUAAUAAUAAUAAUAAUAAUAAUCAAUCACACUGUUACUUUUUACCAUCAGAUCAACAACAGUUAACUAAUCAUCAAUCUAAACGAGAAAAAUCUUUAAAAAGUAAUAUGACACCACAACCAUAUUGGUGUCUAGAUCUUGGUGUUCCAGUGUAUGAAGGUAUACAACCUAUCAAUAAUAUGAAUGAUGUAUCGGAACCUCCAGCUUCUCCAGCGGAUUUACCAAUUUCUAUUCCUACUACUUACAGACUACCUAAAUUUGCAAUAAAUCCUAAUGUGACAAAUCGAACUGGUAGUCUACCAGGUCCUAUAGCAUUCAUUCCAUCCGAUUUAAAUGUACCUCGACAAAUGCAGAACAGUGUCAAUAUAAAUAAUGAUAAUAAUAAUAAUAAUAACAAUAGUAAUGAUACAUUAAAUCAAAAAACUUGGCAUUAUGGUUUACGAUCUAUUAAUAGUAUACCAAAAGAUUUUCUUAAUUUCACUUGUUCAAAACAACAACAACAACCAUAUCAAAAAUCUACCAAUAUCAUUGCUAUUGAUCCUGAUCAACUAUCGAAUGAUUUGAAUAUAGAUUUUGAUCAAACUCAUAUGAAUUCAACAUUGAAUAGACAAGAACAAUUUAUGAAAAGAGAUUAUCAUUCAACUAAUAAUAAUACUAAUCAUUUGAAUAGAUUCAAUCAAUGGUUUUUCAAUCCAUUCAAUUCAUUUCGUAAUCGAAUAAAAAGUAUACGAUUUAAAAAAGAUGCUUCAAAUAAUUCUCAAACUACUACUAAUACUACUACUACUAAUAAUAAUAGUUAUUCACCAGUUGUUUCAACGACCAAUUCUACUUCUUCAUCUUCUAAUACUAUUUAUUAUAGAAAUGUGAAUAGUGCUACAGAAUUAACUUCAACUAUUGAAAUCACAUCAUCAUUACCUAAAAUUCAAAUAGAUGAUAUUUCUAUUCAAUCUACUGGAACUUUACCAAGAACACGUAAUCGAUUAAAACCUUGUUCACGUAUAUUUUCACGAAAGAAAGUUACAGGAAGAAAAUAA